AUGGACCCUAACAAUAUGUUCAAUUUCAAUGACAACAUGGAACACCAACCAUUCCUGGGCCCUGCGGUAGCUCUUCCCUCCACGGCGAUGGCUAGCAAUCGGAAAGUUGAGAUGGAACUUAUCAACCCUUUCGCACGGAACCAGGACAGGAGACAUAAGUUUUCCAGAGAUAUUAUCAUACCACCGGUGAAUGGAGAAAUUAGCAGUUACAUAAAAGUAAAGCUUCGAGUACCUAAAAGUCAGAAUGAUGAUCAGAAUGCCUUACACACCAAGCGUGGUUGCUCCAACUCCCGAACGGUGAUUCCGCUACAUUCAGAAAGAUAUUCAUAUCCACGUCAAGUUAACAGAGGAAUUUCACUUAUACCCUCAGUCAUUCCUCCGACUAUAGCCAUGCAUAGCGUCUUUGCUGAACAUCAGUUUGAUGGACAGUGCCUGAAAUUUUGUAUGCGUCCCUCAACUCCCUGGUAUGGUUAA
Trichophyton rubrum CBS 118892 is the source of this 474-nucleotide messenger RNA. RefSeq lists its product as uncharacterized. NCBI's taxonomy places the organism in Eukaryota, Fungi, Ascomycota, Eurotiomycetes, Onygenales, Arthrodermataceae. The record is from RefSeq and is a predicted model, not a curated record. Bases 1 to 474 code for a protein of 157 amino acids. The transcript has a single exon.